AUGAUCGUUCCGGAUCUUACAGGUCUCAGCAAUGCGAAUGACAGGAACGACACAGCGCCCGAUACUACGGAGGUCAUAGCAAAUGUGUCAAAGGCCAAAGCAUUUGGCAGGGUGGGCAGGUUGAUAGACACCACCAAUACGAAGUCGAACAGUCCAGAUCGAUCAGUACAAGCGAAGAAUGAGCAGCUGAAAGGACUACCUUAUAAGCAAGCUUGCGCCAGUGGGACAGCGUUCUAUGCUUGCGGUAACGGCUUUAUUGGAUGCUGUGCGGUGGAUCCUUGCAGUCCUGGAGCUGCAGGUGGAUGCCCUACGCAGAAGGCAACAAUCACGACCGCGGUUGCUACCACGUCCUCGUCAUCGUCCUCGAGCAACACUUCUUCAAGUCAAAGUACCGGUACCGCCACAGGCAAGGCUUCUACAAGCCAGGCAACUGCCCUAACAACAAGCAGUGCUACUUCAAGCGGACUUUUGACAGCUUCUCACACUCCUACUUCUACUGCUGUCACGACCUCAGGCAACCCUGUCCUUGGUACACCUAUACCACAGUGUCCGGGAGCGAACAACACUCUUUACACGGACAACUCCAAGAUCCAGUACCAGAUUCACUGCAACGCCGACAAUUCGCGUUCUUCCGACAACAAUAUCACCGUGGGUACAGGCGGUUAUGCUCAAUGCUUUUCAGCCUGCUCCGUUUCGACGACAUGUGCUGGCUUUACCUAUGUCGGUUUAGACUCUGGCAACUGCUUUUUGAAGCCUGCCAUGCCCAACAACGCAUAUCUGCAGAAGUCACAAAGCAACUACAUCUCUUGCUCUAAGAUCAACGCUUCAGCUGCAGCGCCUGUACCAGGUAUUAGUGGUACAAGCACUCCGAAGUCGUCUGGCGCAAGUAACAUAGGUGUAGUCGUCGGUGGUGUGGUCGGCGGCGUAGCUGGACUGGCCCUAGUAUUGGUAGCUAUCGCGCUGAUAGCUCGAUGGCGUCGUUCGAAGGUCGAGAAUAGUCGUACCAGCGAAGCACAUAUCAUCCACGGGCCUCUCGAAUCACACGACAUGACUACGAUGACCGCUGGCCCAGCUUAUGGUCACGGAAGAUCCGGCAGCACCGCACACGACGCCUUUGCCACUUAUGGAGGUUCCGAAGCAUGUAUCAGCAGCGGUAUGGCGAGCAACAAUGGGUCUGACCAGCGAGCUGAAGUCUGCUACCGACGACCCUCUAAUCCGAGUUCCGAGGGCCUGGUACCCGACCAUCCGCCACCGCCACCGCCCUUACCUCACCCUGUCGAGCCCCACAAUGAUGGCUUCUUGCCAUCUUCUGUAUACUCGCAGCCCAGCAACCCUUCUACAGACACACUCAAGUGGCUUGAAGGCACCCUACUAAAGCGUCCUGUCUCAACAUCUUCAAGCGCAAAAUCACCACGGUUCUACGAGCAUCUUGAUAAGUCGGGAGAUGCUCCCCGACCACUUUUCCACCGUGCUGGCUCAUCGGAGGAUGCACCGCCACCUACGGAUUCCCCUACACUCGGCAAGACUCCUGAUCAAUCAAAGCGGGCGCCAGGUAGUCAACUCGCGGACCGUGUGCGCCGGAGACAAUACCUGGCCUCGCAGAAGUAA
This is a messenger RNA of Recurvomyces mirabilis, 1608 nucleotides long. RefSeq lists its product as uncharacterized. The transcript is spliced from 3 exons. The coding region runs from base 1 to 1608 and encodes 535 amino acids. Lineage: Eukaryota; Fungi; Ascomycota; Dothideomycetes; Mycosphaerellales; Teratosphaeriaceae. The record is from RefSeq and is a predicted model, not a curated record.